CUUGACGAAAAUAUAAUGGGGAGGACGAUGUCGGAUUUCGCUCGGGGUCUUCAACUUCUGACGGACCGCAUCAUAACGAAAAUAUUACCGCGGAGAGGGGGAGGUUGUCGGAUUUCUCUCGGGAUCUUGGAUCAUCAUCACAAACCCUUCUAACCCUCCCUAACCUUUCUAUUGAGCAGUCCAACACAGGCUCUUAUCCUGACGAUGUGUACGUCGGAGGAGCUUCGGGGUUUGAACAUUAAAUUUCGGCGGAGCUGAGUAUUUGGUAUUCACAGCAUGUGAGGAGGGGCCAGUGGCGUGGUUACUCAUGAUACCUACAUAUAAUAUAAAUAAUGUACCAUUCCCAAGACCUUAAGCUGGACAUUGAUCAUCUACGCUCAAAAUAGAGAGGAAAUUGUUCAUAGAAAAAUAACAACCGACAAGAUGUUGAAGCCUGUCUUUACAUUGGCGGAAGGCCAGCCACUUUCAGAUCCGUCUGUCAGUACCACAUUGCCGAUUUUUGGUGGGGGAGGUAUCUCGACAUUGGGAGAUACACUCCUUCUUGAGACUCUCGCCCACUUCAACCGGGAGCGCAUCCCGGAGAGAGUCGCCCAUGCUAAAGCAGCGGGUGCUUGGGGUGAAUUCGAAGUCACCAAUAAGGACAUCUCCUCCUUGACUUGCGCCAAAUUCUUGAACGGCCUUGGCAAGAAGACACCGGUGCUCUUCCGCCUCAGCACUACUGGCGGCGAAAAGGGCAGCGCUGAUACAGUUCGCGAUGUCCGAGGCUUUUCUGUCAAGUUCUUCACAGAGGAAGGCAAUUAUGACAUUGUCGGCAACCACAUUCCCGUGUUUUUCGUGCGUGACCCUGUUCGAUUUCCCUCGUUGAACAGAAGUCACAAAAGGCACCCUGGUACAAAUAGACCAGAUUGGACCAUGUUCUGGGAUUUUCAUGUCAACCAACCGGAGAGCGUACACGCUCUGAUGCAUCUAUUUGGCUCCCGCGGCCUUCCUGAUUCGAUCCGUCGGGUCACAGGUUUCGGAGUCCACACUUUUAAGCUGGUGGCCGACGAUGGCAGGUUCCGAUACUGCAAGUUCCAUUUCCGUCCUGUUCAGGGAGUCAGCCAUUUUUCUGGCCAAGAAGCAGAACGCAUGGCCGGCGUCGAUCCCGACUUCCACAACCUAGAUAUUUGGAAUGCCAUUGCUCGGGGCGAUUUCCCAGCGUGGAAGCUGUAUGUUCAAGUGAUGGAACCCGAGCAGGCCGAGAAGCAUGGCCGAGCUCUGUUCGACAUUACCAAGGUCUGGUCCCACAAGGACUUUCCCUUGAUUGAAGUUGGCCAAAUGACACUCAAUAAGAAUCCUGGCAAUUACUUUGCUGAGAUUGAACAAGCUGCGUUUUCCCCAUCCAAUAUGGUCCCUGGCAUCGCAAUGACGCCGGAUCCCAUGCUGCAGGCGCGCAUGUUUGCCUACCCAGACGCCCAACGAUAUCGCCUCGGAGUGAACUAUGCGCAACUGCCUCCAAACCGGCCAAUUGCGCCUGUCUACGCGCCAUACGAGCGCGAUGGAAUAACCGUGACUAAGAAUUACGGCAGCGAUCCUAACUAUGUGCGCAGCACGCUGAGCCCAGGCGUGUCCACUCGGGCCAUCACCCAAAUACGGCACCUCGAACGAGUCCUACCUACUGCGACGCUGGGCUUGAACGAGAUUCCAGUGGAUGAUGAGGACUUCGAGCAGCCCCGAGAUCUCUGGAAAAGGGUUUUCGACGAGCCCGAGAGAGCGCAGUGGGUGUUAAAUGUCUCGGGCACUUUGGAAGACGUGCCUGCGCCCUUGAGGGUGGCUGUACAGACCAUGUUCACCAAGGUGGACCCUCGUAUUGGACAAUUGCUGGCUGCCAUGGUCAAAGAGAAUCCCCACCUGUAA
This is a messenger RNA of Phialemonium atrogriseum, 1896 nucleotides long. Its product is annotated as catalase-like domain-containing protein. NCBI's taxonomy places the organism in Eukaryota, Fungi, Ascomycota, Sordariomycetes, Cephalothecales, Cephalothecaceae. The record is from RefSeq and is a predicted model, not a curated record. Gene Ontology annotation, cellular component: mitochondrion; cytoplasm; peroxisome. Gene Ontology annotation, molecular function: heme binding; catalase activity. The coding region runs from base 424 to 1896 and encodes 490 amino acids. Gene Ontology annotation, biological process: hydrogen peroxide catabolic process; response to hydrogen peroxide. The transcript is spliced from 7 exons.